Molecule: messenger RNA, 4275 nt
Organism: Anopheles marshallii
Lineage: Eukaryota; Metazoa; Arthropoda; Insecta; Diptera; Culicidae
Gene: GCC185
Product: GRIP and coiled-coil domain-containing protein 2
Exons: 5
Coding region: 1-4275 (1424 amino acids)
Source: RefSeq, a predicted model, not a curated record
AUGAACACUAGUCAAGGCUCGGAUCAGGACUCGGUACGGAAGGCUAGCCCGUUCGAUAAUCUGAGCAGGGAAGAUCUGGUGAAGAAAUGUAAAGGUCUGCUUGGUAUUGCCCAGAAAGCCAAACAAGCAAAGGAUGAAUGUCAAGAGGAGAACCAGCGUCUCAAAGAGCAGUUGGAUCACUUUGAAACCCAAAAGAAUGCUGAUAAGGAUUGCAUCAAAGCGAUGCAAGAGGUGGCCGAUUCCUACAUGGAUCAAAAGUUGCAGGCAACGAUGAAAGUAGAUGAAUUAGAAAAGCAAAUAACAAAGCUGAAUGUUCAGCUCAGUGAUGAAAAAAACAAAGCAGAAGCGAUGCAAGCGGAUAUGCAGCAGCUAAACAGAAAGCUGGAACGUUUUAACGAACUGCAAGAAGAUAACUCAAAUCUUGAAAAGGAGCGGAUAGCUCUCGAGCAAGAAUUGAUAAAGGUGAAAGGCAGUCAAACCGUGUUGGGCGAAUCAACCCCAACACCGAGAGAAGAAAAAUUGAUUCGAAAGCUAAAGCUUUACAAAGCCAAAGUGCAAGAGAUCAACGCAAAGUUAUUACUGCUUAAAUCGGAUCGCAAAAUUUUACUCAAAACGGUUAAAGAAUAUUCGGAACAGGUUCCAAAAUGGCAGAAAGAUUUGGUAAACGCAUCGAACGUUCUGUUCGAAAAGAUACGUCUGCUCGAGCUGGAAAAAAGCAACCUUGAUCAGAGGAUUGAACAGCACGAAUUAUUACAAAUCGAACUGAGGGAGCAAAAUGUAACUCUAGAGCGAAAAGUAUCAGAACUAACACAGCAAUUGGAACAUAAUGCGAUUGCUGACCGGGAUCAAAUGGACAGUAAUGGUGCUACGGAUAACGCAUCUGAAAAACUACGAGCCGAAAUUAAUCGUCUGAAUUCGAUAAUUGCAGCGGGAGAAACUGAUAAGCGAGAACAGCUAUCAACAUAUGAAAGUAAAUUGCAAACCGACUGCGACGAGAAAGAAAAUCUGCGAAAAGAUCUUGAAACAUCCAAUCAGACAAUUCUCGAUUUAAAAGCAAAGCUUCAAUCUCAACAGGAUAUUUUGUCAGAAAGUAAGGAAUCCCAAAAGCGCAUCACUGAACAACUCGAACAGCACGAAAAAGAUGCCAAUAUGUUUGAUCAACAAGCUAAGCAAGUGCAAGAAGAACUGCAAAGCCAAAUACAACACUUCGAAAAGCUCCAAGAAUCUUUACAAGCUAAUGUUGCUGGCCUAGAAAAGCGAUUAGAUGAAUCGGAAAGAGAGAACAACCAACUUCGGGAAAGUUUAACGCAAAUGUCGACUGAAAAUGGAGAAAAAUCUUUAGCGAUUCAAGUGCAAUUAGAUGAUGCAACACAAACAUUAUGUACUGUGGAAAAGGAAAAAGAAAAAUUGAUAAAACAAAUCGCUUCACUCGAAUCGGAUUUACAGAACCAAUCCUCGAAGCUGGCUGAGGAACACCAGCAGGUUGUGCAAAAAUUAGUAGUGGAAAACCAAAACCUAGAAGCGCAACUGGCUCAACUAGCGGAAAAACUCCAGAAAAGCAUUUCAGCAUCGAAGCAGGCCAUGGAGCGCUGCGAGCUCUUGGAAAAGGAGUGUGAAUCGAGAAAGGAUCAGCUAAUUUCUGAAAGCAAUCGCUUGCAAGACGAACGGGAUGUAGCUCUCAAAGAGAAUGAAUCCAUUUCAUCAACUUUGCAGAAGACAGUUGAUGAUCGUGACCGGCUGAAAACGGAGAAUGGCGAAUUGCUCUCAGACCUGAAAGAAAUCAACGAAAUGCUGAAAGAUAGAGGAGAAGUGAUUAAUUUGCAGCUUUCAAAAAUUGCCGAACUGCAAGACAAGCUUUCUCGCGCCGAAACGGUUGAAGUAGAACCGCUAAAGCUCAAAAUCGAUCAACUGCAAAAACUGUUAGCUGAAAAGGAGACAGAGCUAGAACGGCAACGAGAUGAACUGGCCGCGGCAAUGAACCGUUCGAACAUUAGUUUCGAUGCGCAGAGUGAUGUAAUGUCCACUUCGACCAUUUCGCGCGUGGAAGACGUUGCACGGUUGCGAGAGAUCGACGAGAGCUUCGAAGAGAAAUACAUAAAACUACGCUCGUUAGCGGUGAAGCUAAAAAAGAAGGUAGCAGAACAAACAGUACUGCUGCAAAAAUAUGAAAAAGAAUCUUCAACCGUCACGACUGUCGCUGAUUCUUCGCUGCAAACAGUUACCAAGAAUUUACAAACACUACAAACGGAAAACGAUCGAUUGCAGGAUCAGCUCGAUAGCAUGACACAAGAGACGGCUAAAUUGCGCGAAGAACUGGAGCAAAAAUCGAUCGAGUUGGCAACAGUAGAACAGGUGCAGAAAGACGUGGAAGGCACAAGUAAAGACCGAACGGCACUAGAGACUGCUAUCAGGGAAUAUCAAACACAAAUUCAAAAUCUGAAGCGUGAAAAGGAAGCAUUUCAACUGGCGAAGAAAGAAAUUGAUGCAGAAAACCAGCGCCUAAAAGCAAACCUCAAAACAAAGGAAAAAGAAAUCACCGAUACGAUGGAACAACAGAAGGAAUUGAAAUCCGAACUAGAACGUUCGAAACUUGGAGUGAAGAAAGCGAACCUGCUAACGCUCGAGAUGGAAGCGUAUGAGCGUUCACUGGCCGAGCUAAACAGCAAGCUAGAGGUGAAAAAAGCACGGGUGAAAGAGCUUGAAGGAACGAUUGAUGCACAAGAUCAUUCGAUGAAAAGUCUCAAACAGCAGCUUGCCAUUCUGGAGGAAAGUUUAGAGUCACAGCAGAAACAUUCCCGCGAGCUUAAGCAAGAAGUGGACAUCCAGCAGGGAAAACUGCGUCAAAGCGAACAUCAGCGUAUGGAGCUUACCAGGCAGUUGGAAGAGUUAAGAGACGAGCAUGAUCGGUUGAAGCAAAAGGUAGAAAAUAAUCGCGUUGAGCUAGAACAGGUUGCAGCCGAUAAGCAGAAGAUUUGCGGUUCGUUGGAAAUGGAAAAGAAUGCGUUGCUUAAGCAAAACCUGAGCAUAGAAAGUGAGCUGACUGAAUUGAGAAAGGAAAUGACCGGUAAACAGCAAGAAUUGGACGACAUUCGGACUGAGUUUGCUAGCUACAAAAUACGCGCCCAAUCCGUGCUGCGACAGAAUCAAAAUAAGGACAGUGGCCGGGAGAAGGAACUGGAGGAAGAAUUGAGCCAAUUGCGACGAUCACUGGAUUCUGUAGAAAACAAACAGCAGGGUCUUUUAAAGCAAAUUACCGAUUUGUCCAAAAGUAAUGCGGAAUUCAAACAUGAAAGAGAUCGCACGCAGAACCGCUGCAAAGAACUGUUGGGCUUGCUUGAAGAAAGCCGACUACACAAUGAAUCAUUAAUGGAAGAAUCACGCAAAGUAAAUUUGGACCAUCAGGAAGCACUGAAAACUCAACGCAUUCAGCAUGAAACACUAGUCCAGUGCUACAAAAAGCAGCUCGAAGAGCAGCGGGAAAGUCAUGUCCGAGAAGUGGAACAGUUGCAAAAAUCCAUACACAACCGUUCUGAGGUAUUAUCGGAUAGUUUACCAAGCAUCGAAGGUAGAAGCAAUCUUCUCAACAAUAACCUUCUUGCAAUGGGACCAGGAGGUAGUACGAAUCGUGGCCCGUUCACCGAUGAGCAGCGCAUUAAUCUGCUGCUAAUGGAGAGGGAAGAUGGCGAAGGCUCGGAAAGUACUAGCCUAGCAGCUGGAAAUGUUGUUCCUUGGCGACGAAAGCUUUCCUCGUCUUCUACGACACGGGGCCGCAACAGUCGCGAUAUCAUUCCUUUGGAUGAGUUGUUAAACACUUCGUUCGACGAUGCGGCCUCUGUUGUACUGGCAGAUGGUGAGAGUGAUCAGCAUCAACAGGGACACAUGUUCGCCAACAGGGAUUCAUCACCCACGAUCGAACUGCAGCGCACGAAGGAUCAACUCAGCAAGCAGGAAAGCAGAGUGCGUCAUUUGACCGCCGUGUUAGCAGAAGCAGAGCAAGAUCUUGCAAAGUUAACGCAAUUGAAUGAGCUGUUGAAGGAGGAGGUCCGUCGACAGCAACGUUCCAUUGAGCGGGAGGCCCAUGUACACAAUUCAGAAUAUUUGAAAAAUGUGAUAUUCAAGUUUGUAACUUUAGGUAAUGGAGACGAGCGAUCAAGGUUGGUGCCGGUUUUAAACACGAUACUUAAGCUAAGUCCUGAGGAAACACAAAAGUUGCAGAACGUUGCUAAAGGUUCUGACGCUAAUGCCCGCGGUUGGACAGGGUUAUUAUGGAGUUAG